AUGCUGCACCUGAUCGUCAUCUCGCUGUCGGUGGAGAUUGUCGUCUACUCCACCAAGCAGCUUUGCCUGUUCGUGAUGGCCUCCGACCUGUGCUGCGUGCUCACCUCGUUCCUCUACAUUGCCAUCAAGGAGUCGGCCGAGCGCGAGCCGGGCUACUCGACCAUGCAGAGCCUCGAGCUGCUGCGCAACAGCGUCGUCGUCACGGCAGAAUCGUGUCUUCUACUGGUGACCAACUUGUGCCUGAUGGUCACCCUCUAUUCCGAGAUCAAGGCCGCCGGCAAAACGAAGGAAUACACGGUCAACAACAUUGGGGUGUCGCUGCACAAGUACGACAUUGAGUACGGGGCCCCGCGACAGCCGGCCGUCAAGUCGAAGCGUGGCCCGAUUGGCAAGUUGGUCGCCUACGGGGCCGACUCGAUCGGGAUGGGCGCUGCAAAGAAGGAGGACGUCGAGGCGCCGAAGGACAAUUCGGGAAGCUGCCGCCGCAAGCCGGCUACCGCCCCGGAGUCGAGCUGCAAGACGGCCCAGCCGGCCUCUGGAGGAUUGGAUGCUCAA
Mesorhabditis spiculigera is the source of this 555-nucleotide messenger RNA. The record is from the annotation of a GenBank genome assembly. Lineage: Eukaryota; Metazoa; Nematoda; Chromadorea; Rhabditida; Rhabditidae.